AUGGCCAAGGUAUUUGAAGCGCGCUUUCUGGAGGCCAACUCAAGCGACAACGGCCCAUUCCUGUUCGCUCCGAAGGUUUUUGCUUUCGAGACGUCGAUGAUGUCCAUCGUAGUGAUCCAGACGCUGGUUUGGGGCAAUGCGAUGCGAGCGCGUGCAACGACAACGAUAACUUUGCAACGUGAGCGGACAUGA
Molecule: messenger RNA, 192 nt
Organism: Phytophthora nicotianae INRA-310
Lineage: Eukaryota; Oomycota; Peronosporomycetes; Peronosporales; Peronosporaceae
Exons: 2
Coding region: 1-192 (63 amino acids)
Source: RefSeq, a predicted model, not a curated record